AUGAGUUUGUGCAUGCAAGCGAGGGUGAGACUACCCUCUAGGGGUCAAGUAAGGAUCCCGCCACCCAUCGAUGACCGUUACGUGGCCAAGUAUUGCAGGGCGAAGAAUGUUAGAGGUAGUGCAGCUGCUGAGGGUACCCGGGCUUCUAAUGGUCCUGGUACUUCUACUCUCGGACCCGAUCCUUACCAGCAAGCUGUCUGCAAUUACAACUGGGACUGGAUGGCGGUUCUUGCUACGAUUUUAACUUUGUGGUUAGCAGACAAAUCUGGUCGCCGGCUUUUACUUAUUGUUUCUUCAUCUGCAAUGGCUUUGAGUCUUUUGGUUGUUUCAAUAUCAUUCUACUUGAAGGAAUAUAUAUCACCAGAUUCUGAUUUAUAUGCGACAUUGAGUCUCGUAUCGGUGGCUGGAGUUGUGGUCAUGGUUAUUGCAUUCUCUCUGGGAUUAGGAGCAAUGCCAUGGAUUAUAAUGUCUGAGAUUCUUCCGAUUAACAUCAAAGGCCUAGCUGGAAGUUUUGCAACACUUGCCAAUUGGUUCUUUUCCUGGUUGGUUACAUUAACAGCAAAUUUGCUCUUGGAUUGGAGUUCGGGAGGAACCUUCACAAUAUAUACUGCAGUGUGUGUUUUCACAGCAGGAUUUGUUGCCAUUUGGGUCCCCGAGACAAAGGGAAAAACUCUUGAAGAAAUACAACAGUUUUUCAGAUGA
Molecule: messenger RNA, 702 nt
Organism: Lathyrus oleraceus (garden pea)
Lineage: Eukaryota; Viridiplantae; Streptophyta; Magnoliopsida; Fabales; Fabaceae
Product: sugar transporter ERD6-like 6
Exons: 7
Coding region: 1-702 (233 amino acids)
Biological process (GO): transmembrane transport
Cellular component (GO): plant-type vacuole; membrane
Molecular function (GO): transmembrane transporter activity
Source: RefSeq, a predicted model, not a curated record